UCCGGUAGUUAUUCUUCUGGAAAUUUUGUAGUAUUGAAGUGUUUAGUUGAUUUUUAGUUAUAGAUCUACUGUAAUUAUUGAUCCAGAAUAAAGAUCUAGAAAGGUCUAGACUAUAUUUACUCUCAGAGAGAAUAGAUCUAGCUGAGUCAACUUGAUCAAUGAAAUUAUUGAUGCGCAUCACCAUCAUCUGUGUGUGUAGAUGACGUCAUCCCGCUGUAAAAGCGAAACGUUUUAAAGAUCGUUUGAGCUGCUUGAAGGCCGUACAGCGUCCAGUGCCCGUGGCUCUAGUUAUCCCGGGAUGAGGGACGUACUCGAUAGAAUUGGCUUCCUCCUUCACGUCUGAUGGCCGGCCCGUGCCGAGAUGGACGGGGACAAGAGAGAGCUCUCCAUCUCUACGGGCACAUCCCCCGGGCUCCGGCCAGAUAAACGCACGGCCGUUUAGUGAGCGUUGCUUGACAGUCAAAUUGGACCGGCAGUUACCUGCCCGUUUUAUCUGGCAAACCUAACUAGGGCAUCCCGAGGUGGUCGCCUGCUAUAAGAGCGUGUGUGCGUGAGCGAGGCAGAGCGCGGAGGUAGCGACAGCAGCGGCGCCGCGGACUUGCUGCGUGCAGGGGCGAAUUAAUCUUCUUUACACUAAUCAAGCAACGUGGACAGCCGGACGGACAGAUUAUCUAUCAUAAGCUUUCUUAAUGUUUAGCACACGCUAGAUCCACUCGCUUGACUUAUUUGGAAAAAAAAAUAUUUUUUUUAGAAAUAUUAGCUCAGGCUUAUUUUUUUCAUGACAUUCGCGUGGAUGUUAGUUUAGAUGUAGGAGUGUUGUUUAUUUUUAUUUUAUUAUUUGAAGCUCUGGCCAUUUCAUUGUAAUAAUUGAGUCUUCUUCUCUGUCUGCAAAUGUCGAACAAAAGUGACUCAGGCAGCGAGAGCCCCAUCAACGGCAGCUCCGGCCGUCUGCUCAACGGCGAGCAGUAUGACGACGACAUCUGCCGCGAUUACAUGCGCAACGUCUGCACCCGCGGCAAACGGUGCCGCUACCGGCAUCCGGCUUUAGACGACCGGCCGGACCCGCCCCCACGCCGGGACCUGACCUUCUGCCACGACUACCAGAACAACGGCUGCACGCGCCCCAACUGUAAAUUCCUGCACUGCUCACGGGAUGAGGAGGAGUAUUUCCACCGGACGGGGUUGUUGCCGUCCAGGCUCAAUUAUUCCAAUACAGUCGGGGCGCAUCUGGCUCUUAAAGCCGAAGUCCCGGUAUGCCGGGAUUAUUUUAACGGAGACUGUAAACGCGGAUCGAAGUGUAAGUACCGUCACGACGCGGACAAGUGUGCCAUUGUGGAGUACGAUAGAAGACACGACAGGCAUUAUGAUUAUAUUCCAGACUUGAAGAGGAGACGGAUGGACGAUGAGUACGAGAGCAUCCGGGCCGGGAUUAGCUUCUCCUUACUGGAGGAUGAGAACGCCAUGCUGAAGAGGAAGAUCGAGGAGCUGAAGAAGCAGGUGUGUGACUUGACGGCCAUCAACGAGGUCUUGCUGGACCAGAACGCCCGGUAUAGAGUGAGUAAGGCGGCCGCAGCUUUGGUUUCUUCUAACCAGUCGCUGCCGACUUUGGCGCUGGGUCCAGCGGUGACCCCGGCCCACGCCCAGGCCAGCAUCAACCAGAUGAACUCCACCCUGACCCAGCAGGUGGCCCUCAACAGCGACCUGGCCACCCAGCACGCUCUCGCGGCUCAGCGCAUGGCCGCGGCGGCCGGGGGCGGCCUGGCCCAGUCCCGCGCCCAGCCGGCCAUGGCCGUGACGCCCACCGUCACCCUGACCCAGAACGUGGCCGGCGCCCUGGCCCUCACGCAGAGCAACAUUGCCGUGUCGAUGGCCUCCAUGCCUCAGCUGCAGGUGGCGCACUCGCUGACCCAGAGCCUGGGCGCGCCCUCCACCUCGCUCGUGUCCUACCCCAUCAUGUCGCACAGCAUGCGAACAGCUGUCGAGCCUAGCAGCCAUUAGAGCAGCCACCAGCAGCAAGCGCUAUCUAACCCUCAGCUCGCCCAACCCCAGCGUUGUUCAGACGCCAGCCUCGCCCCUCUACACGUCUUAAUGAUUCAUUCGUGGGAACCUCCAGUCCAGGCCUGGGGUAGGUUCCUCUACGUGAGUUCAUCGUGUGCAGCACAUCCGCUCCAUAAGGACAACAACAUGACCUGAUGCUGACCUUCACCCUCCUGGCCGUACGGUCAACACGUGAUCCGCGGUCAACACAUGCUGCACGUCCAGUUUCUAACGACUGCAGUAUGCACCGUGCCGGGUCAAUGCAGUUCACUGCUCACACGGCCAAUAACAACAUGGAUUGGAAUAGGCUGCUGCUGGUUAGGGAGAGAAAAAAAAACCCGGAUUGGAAUACGCUGGUAAUUAUAGUAGUUGGGGGUGAUUACUAACAUUAGAAACCUGGAUUGGAAACAUGCUUGGGAUAAUGUGGGUGCCACAGAUGCUGGAUAAUGUGGGUGCGACGGAUGCUGGAUAAUGUGGAACCCAUGGACGCUGGGUAAUGCGGUGAGUACUGCUCAUUCCCUGAAGAGUCGAGGAGAAAAAUCGUUACGGAGAUGGACAGAGCGAGACGAGUCAUGGCCAUCUGCUUCUGUCCCAACAACUAAAUUCACGGAGUUUUAUAAGAUAGUCAGAUCAAAAUGAAUAUCGUAUGGACAUGUUUAACUUUUUUUCUGGCCAAAAUCUAUUUUUACAUUAGAGAUUGUACUCAUAUUUGAAAGAGUUUUUUUUUGUUGUAAAUAAUUGUAUGCCUUUGAGGGUAUUAAGGGAUUUAUGGGCAAUCGGGGGCCCUUGAUUUAAAUUUGUAAAGAUUAGAACUUGUCCUUAUUGUACUCGUCGAUUAUGUCCCUUGAUGGCCGCAGGUUGAAAGGCGGAUAACCGCGAUAGGGGAGAUAAUGUUUAGCGUGAUGCGGGCAACCGUCUGGUCUCUAGGCUUUACCCAUCUGCCAGUGGGAACUGAUUUUAUUUUAUUACUUUAACCAAAUAGUUUUUUUUCAACUUUAAACUCGUGUUUCAUUGACAUUUGUUUCAGUGUAUGUUAUGUUACUGAUAGAAACCAGAUGUUUCUUUUACUUUGGUUUUUUUUUUCUUUCGUUAAAUGGUUUGUUUUUUAAAUGCAUUGAUUUCACAUUGAAUGCGAGAUUUUGUUGAUAAUGAAUUUCCAGAUAUGGUUAUAUUAGACAUUCGCGGUUUUUACGAUGUGGAAAAUGCUAAAUUAGAUAUGCAUACGUAUUGUUUUAUUUGAGUAUUUGUUUGCUUAGAUUUUUUUUUUAAAUAACAGGAUCAUUGAUUUAUUUUUUGUAUAAUUUAGUCGUAUUGUUGAUUAGUAAUAUGGUUGUCGACUACUUUCGACUAGUGAACUUAGUAUGGUGUGGGACUCGGUGGAUCAUUACUGUGGAACCCCAAACAAUUUGUUUGGAGAGGUCUUUUUUAAAUGCCGUUUAAAUAUUGGAGGAUUGA
This is a messenger RNA of Physella acuta, 3492 nucleotides long. Its product is annotated as zinc finger CCCH domain-containing protein 10-like. Gene Ontology annotation, biological process: regulation of RNA splicing. The record is from RefSeq and is a predicted model, not a curated record. NCBI's taxonomy places the organism in Eukaryota, Metazoa, Mollusca, Gastropoda, Physidae. Gene Ontology annotation, molecular function: metal ion binding; RNA binding.